CCUGCUGGGUCCAUCAAGACCAACUUCCAUUACAAUCGAGCGUUUAGUUAUCCGCCCGACGCGAAGACAGAUGCUGCUUGGGGUUCAAUCUUCCCCAGAGGCUUCGGUUUCAUUCAGCAUCCAGUACUUGCUCCAAAUCAAAGCGGGAUCGCAGUAUUCCACCAGUUACACUGUUUGAAUGGACUGCGGAAACAGUACUACCUUUCCCUCGAACGGGGCUCAGGGACUGGGGGCGAGUUCGAAGCGAAGAAUGGGGAGACCAAAGAUAGGAAUCGCAGCGACCCAGCACAUGUCCGUCAUUGCUUUGAUCUGCUCCGCCAAUCCCUCAUGUGUUCCGCCGAUACCAACAUUGAGCCCGUGGAUUCUGAGCUCGGAGGCAUUACGGGAUGGGGAAGUGAGAGAAAAUGCCGGGAUUUUGGGACAGUCUUUGAAUGGGCAGGGAAAUGGGCGUACCAAGAUCCGCUGCCUGAGACAGUAUAA
Lindgomyces ingoldianus is the source of this 480-nucleotide messenger RNA. RefSeq lists its product as uncharacterized. Gene Ontology annotation, biological process: mycotoxin biosynthetic process. The transcript is spliced from 2 exons. Lineage: Eukaryota; Fungi; Ascomycota; Dothideomycetes; Pleosporales; Lindgomycetaceae. The record is from RefSeq and is a predicted model, not a curated record. The annotation marks the transcript as partial.